Messenger RNA from Tinamus guttatus (white-throated tinamou), 660 nucleotides. Lineage: Eukaryota; Metazoa; Chordata; Aves; Tinamiformes; Tinamidae. The record is from RefSeq and is a predicted model, not a curated record.
AUGGGGCCCGGGUGCCGCUCUCCUAAGCCAGCUGGGCCCUGGCUCUGCUCCUCCGCCUUCGAGACGCUCCCCGGCCUGGGCCCCGGCCGCCCCACGCAGCCCCUCCUCUUCGAGCAGACGCGGCUCCACCUCGAGGACGAGCAGAGCCUCUCGCUGGGCUUUCCCGGGGGGUUCGUGGAUCGCCGUUACUGGUCCCUGGAGGACGGUCUGAAUCGGGUGCUGGGCUUGGGUUUGGGCUGCGUGCGCCUCACGGAAGCUGAUUAUCUGUGCUCGCACCUGACAGAGGGGCCGCACCGCGUGGUGGCCCAUUUCUACGCCCGACAGCUCACCCUGGAGGAGCUGCACACCAUUGAGAUCAGUGCAGUGCAUUCCCGAGACCACGGGCUGGAGGUGAUGGGCAUGGUGCGCGUGCCCCUCUACACCCAGAAGGACCGCAUGGGCGGGCUGCCGAACUUCCUGGGCAACUCCUUCGUGGGAACAGCCAAAUUCCAGCUGCUCUUUGCCCUGAAGAUCUUGAACAUGGUGCCGGAGGAGAAGCUGGCCGAGGCCGUGGCGGCCACGCAGAAGCCAAAAAAGCUCCCGGUCGACCACGCGGCGGCUCCGCUGGCCAUGGCCGGGGACGCCGGGGCGGAGCCGGUGGUGGCCGAGCCCAUGGAGUGA